This is a messenger RNA of Ambispora gerdemannii, 1171 nucleotides long. The record is from the annotation of a GenBank genome assembly. Lineage: Eukaryota; Fungi; Glomeromycota; Glomeromycetes; Archaeosporales; Ambisporaceae.
UCACAAAGCACUCCUCGAUUAUCUCGUGGCUAACGGCUUUACAGAAUCUUUCAAUUCAUUAAAAAACGAGGCACACCAUGAAGAUUUUAAUCCGGAUCCUUCACAAAAAUAUGCUGGACUACUGGAAAAAAAGUGGACUUCUGUUAUUCGGCUCCAGAAAAAGAUAAUGGAUCAAGAAGCUAAAAUCACGCAAUUACAAGAAGAAUUGAAUAAUGCACCGCUUAGAAAACAGAAUACCGCGGUAGAUUUCUUACCAAGAGCACCAGAGAAAUUUGCAUUGACUGGUCACAGAAAUCCUGUUACACGUGUUGCGUUUCAUCCAGUGUUUUCCGUGUUAGCAUCCGCAUCUGAGGAUACCUCCAUAAAAAUUUGGGAUUACGAAACUGGUGAAUUCGAACGAACGUUAAGAGGUCAUACUAAGUCAGUUCAAGAUAUCGCUUUCGAUCCAAAGGGUAAUUUCUUAGUCUCCUGCUCAGCGGAUUUAACGAUAAAAGUGUGGGAUCUACAAAGCGAACAUAAAUGUGUGAAAACUCUGUAUGGUCACGAUCAUAGUGUUUCUUCGGUUGCAUUUUUGCCGUCUGGAGAUUUUAUUGUUUCCGCAUCACGUGAUAAAACGAUUAAAUUAUGGGAAUUUGCGUCAGGAUUUUGUGUGAAAACAUUUACUGGCCAUUUAGAGUGGGUACGCUCUGUUACACCUAGCGAAGAUGGUAAAUGGCUUGUUACUAGCUCUAAUGAUCAGACUUCACGUCUUUGGGAAGUACCAACCGGAGAAUGCAAAAUGGAAUUCAGAGGCCAUGAUCACGUAGUAGAAUGCGCUAUUUUUGCCCCGAUUGUUGCAUAUCCUUAUAUAAGAGAAUUAGCUGGUGUAGAAAAAGAUCCUAAGGCUAAUAAUCCCAAAGAUCAACCAUUGCCGGCACAAUACGUUGUAACCGGCUCAAGAGAUAAAACCAUAAAGUUAUGGGAUCCGACGGGGCAAUGCAUAAAAACUCUGGUAAAUGCAUCCGAUGACAAAACCAUAAAGAUAUGGGACAUCAAAACAGGCAGAUGCACAAAAACUCUCAGUGAUGCACAUUCUCACUUUGUCACGUGUAUCGCUUUCAACCCUGUAACUCCUGUGGUGGCUACCGGCUCGGUGGAUCAGACUGUAAAGGUUUGGGCUCCGUAUAGGUAA